AUGGGCUUCAUGCAAGAGCACCUGGUAUCUGCCUCAUACCAAGAAACAUUGGGAGGUAUACGCGCUCAAGGAGAGGCCGCACAAACUGUAGUAGAAGCACCCGCCUUGGGGGCAGCGACACCAGCAGGGGAACGAAUCACAGUGGCAGCAACAAUCUCCCCUUUGUCUCUCCUUCGCUCCAUUCUGCUGCUGCAACGAACCCCAGACACCCCUCGUCGCUGUCCGAGGGGCCUCCUCGGGGGGCCCCCCGACGCGCAUAGCAAGAAGUCGCGUCAAAAAGGCCAAAGGACCGAUGCAGCGGCUGAGUCUAAGGCGGCAAAAUACACACAGAAGCAGCAUGGGCAAGCAGAACAACACCAGCAACCACUGCACUGCACGGCAACAGACUGUGCCUGGCGGUACAUCCCUUCCCGCGUACAAGUGCGUAGAGCGGCAACGAAGGAAGAAAAACACGGCUCUGCAGCAGCGCCUGAAGCAACGACAGCCACAGGAAUGGCAGAGAAAGGCAAUGAAAACCACCCACCCCACCUCCCCGCCGUGGAUCCGAUAGCGUCCACGAACAGGCCCCUAUCGGCGACUGCAGGGGGCCCCCUCUCGGCUGCAUCAAAAAUGCAGCCAAUCGACCUCAAAGAAGAAGCAGAAGCACAAGCGAGUGAGUCUCAGGAGGCAGCAGCAGCGGCUACCCCAGCAGCAACAUCAGUAAGGGCCCUACAGCAACGAGCUCUCCACCAAUUCUUCCCUUUGUGCCCCCCACCCCCCACCCCCCAUAAGAGCAGCAGGACGCAUGCAAAGCAGCAACAGCAGCAAUUGAAACAACAGCAGCAAUUGCAACAACAGCAGCAAUUGCAACAACAGCAGGAGGUGCAGCAGCUUUCAGGUGACGACUGCGAGCCCCACACGGAGACACCCCCCCCCACAAGGAAGCGGCUGUGCAGCACUGUUCAAGACCAAGCUGCCGCUGCUGCUGCCGCUGCUGCUGUUGUUGCUGCUGCUGCUUCUUCUUCUUCGUGCAGAGCCUCCAACGAUGCAGCUGAAGCAGCAGAAAGCCAUGAACCUAAGAGGAGCCGCAGACUCAUGGAGGCGAGGGCCUCUGCUGCUGCUGCUGCUGCUGCUGCUGCUGCUGCUGCUGCUGCAGCUGCUGCUGCUGCUGCCACCUCUGCAGCGGCAGCAUCGGCGCGGAAGGAGGCAGAAGCGAUUGAGCAGUCGAACAAGAAAGAGGCCUCAACGGGGGAAGAUGACGUGCCGACAGUUGAAGCGAUUGACGUCGAGGAGGAAGCCCAGCAGCAGUCGCAGAAGCAGCAGCAGCGCAUUACAAUCAGCGAACAAGCGCGAAGACAUGCCAACGGGCUAAGAGGCCCUUGGAGUGAAAUCUUUGGAGGCGCCCGCAAAGCAGCAGCAAGAGGCCCCUCGAGAGCUUCGCCUCGCGAUAAGAAGGCAGUCAAGGGUGUGAGAGGCGCCAUGCUUUCUUUCUCUUGCAGCAGCAGCGGCAGCAGCAGCGGCAGAAGGCUUUCGGGGGGGGCCCCCUUCAAGAGCGCAGCGCAGGAAGUAGAUGAAUUCCAGCUCCAGGAGGCCCUUUUGCGGAGGCAGCAAAGGCAGCACAGGCAGCAGCAGCUCCUCUACCAGGAGCAGCAGGAGCGACUGAGGCUGCUGCAGGAGCAGCACGUUGCAGCAGACACCAGUCGUCAGUGGCUUGAAAGUCUCUCGUGCCCGCCCUUUCUUAAAGCAGCCGCUGAAAAUGCAUCACGGGAUGCUCUGAAGGCUCUUCUAGGGGGGCCCCCCUUGACUGCUGCUCCUCGAUGGGGGGCCCCUAGGGGGCACACGACGGUUUUCCUCUUGGCGCCCUUUGUCUUCACGUCGGAAGCGGCACUUCGAGCGGCAAUCGAAGCGGCAGGUGUACUGACAACGCGCUGCCGACGUCGGGCGCAAUUCGUCGUGACAGGAUGCACUGCAUACACCACGGCAGCACGUGCAACAGCUGCCAUUGACGAAGAUUGUGUCAUUAGUGAGCUUCAAGUGUUAGAGGCCUUCGGUGUCUCUUUGGAGACUGCGGCACUCCGAUUCUCCCCUCUUCAUCCGAGGAGCUGCACGCCUCUCUCUGCGAUAGUUGCCAAGCCUCUGCGAAGGCUGCUGCAACUGCGCCAGCAGCAGUCGCAUUUUCCGCGAGAAAAAGGGCAGCAGAAAAAGCCUUCAAAUGAUGCGCAGGAGCAACAGCAGCAGCAGGAACGACAAGACCAACAACAGCAGCAGGAGGAACGACAGCACUUUCGACAGGAGUCUGAGGAGCUUCAGCAGCAGCAGCAGUAUGAGAGCGAGAGGAAUGGUGCUGCUCUUGACUUGUUAUUCCUAAGGGAGACUUGGCCAGAUGCCUUUCAUCCCGUUUCGCCUGGCGAGAUUGGUGGGAACGAUGACGGAGCAGCGGCCCUUCAUGCGGUGCUGUCUUGUGCUGCUCGCUCGUGCGCUGCAGCAGCGGAGGCUGUGAGGAAGCGCAGGCAUGCGGCAGGUUCAAAAGUCGUGGCAGCAGGCGGCGCCGAUGCUGCUGUUGCACCUGCGACGGACAGAAAGAAGCGGAACGGCCGUGAGCCACCCUUUGCUGACGAUGCUGGAGAGGCAUUUACUCCUUCCCCAGGAGUUGUAGUUGUCUCGCUGCCUCCCCGCUGUGGGGGGGAGGCCCUUGUGCGCCUUGUCGCGCUUGCCUCUGGGUUCUUUGCAGCUGAAGAGGACGCCUUGAGAGAGGCUAGUCACAUCGAGGAGCUCAUGCAGUUCUUCGCUUCCUCCCACAGCGCGGAGGCGAAGUUCGAGCCUGCGGCUGGAGUGGCGUGUGCAGGGGUUCCUGCUUCUGCUACUUCUCCUGCUGCCUCUGCGAGCGUCGAAGCAGAAAGCGCAGCUCGCGAGGCGGCUCCCUUGCAGCCGCUGCUGCGUCUAAGCCUCUACGAUUUCUGGACGCUGUCUAAGAAGCAGCUGGCGAGGCUGCUGCUGCGCCGUCGGGAGGGGAGUGCGCGCGUGGCGCCUCUUUCAGGAGACCCCUCUGUUGUUGCUCGGUCGGCUGCAGCGCAAGCGGCGUCUGCUGCAUGCGCUCCAGACGUGUGUCUGGCCGUUUGGAGGGAGGGAGACGAUGCCCUCUCCGUCAGGAAGGCGGCAGAGACUCUGAUAGAAGAGGCUCUCAAGGAUCAUGGCAGCAAACCGGGGGGGAUGAGCGGCCGUGUCUCUGCGGGAGCUGCGCCUCGUCAGCAGCAGCCGCUACAUCGCGGCAAAAAUACAAGAAACGCUCCUGAAGACGAAGCAUGCGACAACUGGCGAAGUCUGGUCGCCUUCGUGGAGCUUGCGAGACCUCCCAGAGAGGCAUUUGUGCAGAGGUAA
Messenger RNA from Cyclospora cayetanensis, 3357 nucleotides. RefSeq lists its product as uncharacterized. The transcript has 5 exons. The record is from RefSeq and is a predicted model, not a curated record. Bases 1 to 3357 code for a protein of 1118 amino acids. Lineage: Eukaryota; Apicomplexa; Conoidasida; Eucoccidiorida; Eimeriidae.